AAACGUUUUGGAAGAAAGUGGUUCGGUAGCAACGCGUAAAUAUGUCUGAACAACCCGAGGUUAACGGCCUUACUGAUGAAACAGCCUUUAGUGCCUGCUCGGAUCCCGAUCCCAGCACGAAGGAUUUUCUGUUACAACAGACAAUGCUAAGAAUAAAAGAUCCUAAGAAGUCGCUGGAUUUUUAUACUCGAGUUCUUGGCAUGACAUUACUCCAGAAGUGUGACUUCCCUGUUAUGAAAUUCUCCCUGUACUUCCUGGCUUAUGAAGAUAAAAAUGAUAUUCCAAAAGAUGCCAAAGAGAAAACAGCUUGGACUUUUUCUCGAAAGGCCACACUGGAACUCACACACAACUGGGGCACAGAAAAUGAUGAAAACCAGACUUACCACAAUGGCAAUUCAGACCCACGAGGAUUUGGUCAUAUUGGAAUUGCUGUUCCUGAUGUAAAUGCAGCUUGUAAAAGAUUUGAGGAGCUGGGAAUAAAAUUUGUCAAAAAACCAGAUGAUGGUAAAAUGAAAGGGCUGGCUUUUAUCCAGGAUCCUGAUGGCUACUGGAUAGAAAUCCUGAAUCCUAAUCACAUGGUGACUCUUAUCUAAGUUGGAAAUAUUUCACAGUGAUCUUUCAUCAAGAAAGACUGAAAAUAUACAAAAAUGUGCUCCUGUUGUGAGGCAUGCACUGGAUUUAAGAAAAGAAAGUUUAUAUAGUCAUUGAAGCCCAUAUGGUACAGUCUUCUAGUCCUUUUUUUUUUUUUGCCUGCUCUUCUGUUUGGCUUAUCCUGAAGAUGUUUAGCAUAGUUAGUAACUGGAAAGUGUAAAUACAUCCUGGAGUGCCAUUAUAUACUUCUACAAAUAUCUUGUUCGUAAUUCCCUUUGCAGGAUUUGCUGAAUUUGGAGGAUUUUAAAUUAUACUGUCUUUCAAAGUCUAAAAAUGUACCUCCUCCAGCAGUCAUUUUGUUGUUGCACCCACCGUGCCAUGUCAGAAUUCCAAAUGUGCCCACAGGUUGGAUAUGCAAAAGACAACAUUGCAAACUUAAAUGUGUGAAGACAGGAUAUAACGUUCCUUUUGCUUGUUCCUUUUGCUCUGUCUUGUUCCUUUUGCUCUGAUGGGGACAGAGCUUAAUUUGAACUUAUUGGAAUUUGCUCAGAUCUCAGUACUUGAUGAUAUGGUACUCUUGCAACACUUUCCUAGUAUUUGUUUCUUAUGAAGUGAUAAGUUUGAGUAAAAAAAGUGUUGCCCGUAUUGCUUCUGAGCCCAAUUUUUAGCAAUGUAAGAAUCCAUUAUCUAGACUGUGAAGAACCUUUCAUCCAAGAACCCAAAAUAUAAGGAAAGUACUGUGGCAGAAUCUGCAGUUAAAAAUGAACAAGGAUUGUCAUGACCCCUUUCUACAUGUGUGGUAUAAAUUUUAUUAAGUGCAACCAGUCUUUCCUUUUAUGAACUAUGUAGAAGAUAUUGGAUUUAUAUCCCGCCCUAUACUCUGAAUCUCUGAGUCUCCGAGUGGCCACAAUCUCCUUUACCACCCCUCCCCCCCACAGACACCCUGUGAGGAAGGUGAGACUGAGAGAGCUCUUACAGCAGCUGCCCUUUCAAGGACAACUCCUAUGAAAGCUAUGGCUGACCCAAGGCUAUCCCAGCAGCUACAAGUGAGGAGUGGGUAAUCAAACCUGGUUCUCCCAGAUAAGAGUCCACAUACUUAACCACUACAUCAACCCUUAUGUAAUAAGGAUUGGAUAAAAAUGUGCACAUGAUAUAAUGUUCUAUGUUGAUAAAAUUAAAAACAGGAAUCUAAUGUAGUCUAGAUAAAAUCAUUUCAAAUAUUAGACUACCUACUGUGGCAUAACUCUUACUGUAUCUUUAAAGUGAUAGUUGACUUCUGGAUUGUUAUAUCUGAGGUUUGGAAACCUGAUUUGUAAGCCAGUUAAUAAUGUUUGGUGAUCAAUUUAUAUUGACCUAUUAGAUUGUGCAAUACAUUUUGCCAAGAAGCCCUAACCAAAUUAUCUUAGCUAAUACUCUGUUAGCAACACUUUAGAUCUUGUUUUGGAAUGCACAAUGGCAUCAAAUAAAGUAUUUAUUUCCAAGCAAA
Molecule: messenger RNA, 2077 nt
Organism: Heteronotia binoei (common prickly gecko)
Lineage: Eukaryota; Metazoa; Chordata; Lepidosauria; Squamata; Gekkonidae
Gene: GLO1
Product: glyoxalase I
Exons: 7
Coding region: 42-593 (183 amino acids)
Molecular function (GO): metal ion binding; lactoylglutathione lyase activity
Source: RefSeq, a predicted model, not a curated record